AAUCCGCUCCAAAAUGGAACAAAACCCUAAGGGUUCUUGUCAGAACCAAUAGCCGCCAGAUUGAUCUCUUACAUUACUGUUCUCUCAUUCUUCCCUUAUUUGAUCUUCGUGCAUCAAUCCUCAUCCCACUAUUUUUUUUGUUCUCCUGUUUUGCCACACUUUUCUUACCUUAAUUAGGUUCCUGCUAUACUUGUUAUGGACAUGAGAUGAACAACAUAACAUGCUUUAAGAACAGUAAUUUGUUUUCAAUAAUUAUGAAAGCUAAUUCAGGCAAAAGUAAAUUCUUUCUUGAAAUCUCUGUUUUCUUGUAGAUUCUUCAGCUUUCCUGUCAGCUCCAGGAAUUACUUCGGUCCAAUAUUUAUGAAGCAGCUGAAAUUGAGCAUUUCUGAAGUUGUUUAUAUGAGUUUUAGGUUCUUAGAUGGGAAAAGCUUCGGUUUUGGGUUUGUUUUAGGGUUUAGGGUUUGAAUAUUAUUGGUUAUGAGUGGAGAUCAGUCUUGAGCUGUAUCGGGUUGAGAAUAAUUUCCAGAUGUUGAAAGUCUGAUGAUCAAUUUCAGCUUUUAAAAUGUUGUCUGAAUUGGGAAGGAGACCGAUGCUUGGCGCUAGCGAUGGGUCAUUCGGAGAUGAAUACGAGAAAGAGGUUGGGAUGUUGCUUCGCGAGCAACGUCGUCAGGAGGCCGACGAUCAUGAACGUGAACUCAAUUUGUAUAGAAGUGGAUCAGCGCCUCCGACUGUUGAGGGUUCAUUAAGUGCCGUAGGAGGCUUAUUUGGCGGCGGAGGUGCCGCCGCCGCCGCCGCCGCCCUUUCUGAGUUUUCCGGUGGUAAACAUGGAAAUGGAUUUGCGUCUGAAGAAGAGCUUAGGUCUGAUCCAGCUUAUCUUUCAUACUAUUACUCGAAUGUGAAUUUGAACCCCCGGCUUCCACCUCCGUUGCUAUCAAAGGAGGACUGGAGAUUUGCACAAAGAUUAAAAGGGGGAGCUUCUGUCGUUGGUGGAAUUGGAGAUAGGCGGAAGGUUAAUAGGGCAGAUGAUAAUGGAAGUAGAUCAUUAUUUUCAACUCCUCCAGGUUUUCACUUGCAAAAACAAGAGAGUAAGGUGGAUAAUGAAAAAUUAAGAGGCUCGGCUGAUUGGGGUGGUGAUGGGCUGAUUGGUUUGCCGGGUCUAGGACUUGGAAGCAAACAAAAGAGCCUUGCCGAGAUUUUUCAGGAUGAUUUGGAGCGUAACCCACCUGUCCAUGGCCUUCCUUCUCGUCCUUCCAGCCGUAAUGCAUUCAACGAAAAUGAUGAUAUGAUAGCUUCAGCUGAGGCUGAGCUGGCUCAUUUACGCCAUGAUUCCACAACUACUGAUGCCUUCCAGGGAUCAUCUGCAGCUCAGCAUAUUGGUCCACCAUCUUCAUAUACUUAUGCUGCUGCUCUUGGAUCUUCCUUAUCAAGAAGCACCACUCCUGAUCCGCAGCUUGUUGCUAGGGCUCCCAGUCCUUGCCCUACGCCUAUUGGAGGGGGGAGAGUUUCUGCUGCAGAGAAGAGGUGUGUUACCAGUCCUGAUGCAUUAAAUGGCGCUUCAUCUGGCAUAAGUGAGUCUGCAAAUCUGGUGGCUGCAUUGUCUAGUAUGAAUUUGUCAGCAGAUGGUGUGUUAGAUAGGGAUAACCAUUUACCCUCACAGGUUGAGUCAGAUGUUGAUAAUCACCAAAGAUAUCUAUUUGGUAUUCAAGGAAGUCAAGAUCAUGGCAAGCAACAUGUGUAUUCAAAGAAGUCUGAAUCAGGGCACUUGCAGAAAGCAACAUACUCUGAUUCUGGUAAAAGGAAUGGAAGUGGUUCUGACAUUAACUCAUCCUUGGAUAGGCAAGUUGAAUUACAGAAGUCUAAUCUUCCUUCCAGUAAUACGUAUUUCAAAGGAUCACCUACCUCUCCCUUUAGUGGUGAAGGCAGUUUUCCAGCUCAAUACCAGCCUUUAGAUAGCACAAAUUCAUCAUUUACUAAUUUUGGCCUCAGUGGCUAUGCUGGAAAUCCAGCAUCUGGAUCCCUAAUGGCUAACCAACUUGGCACUGGUAAUCUGCCACCCCUGUUUGAAAAUGUUGCUGCAGCAUCAGCAAUGGCAGCACCUGGAAUGGAAUCAAGAAUUCUUGGUGGUGGUUUGGCUUCUGGAGCUGUUGCUGCGGCUGAUGCACAUAGUCUUGGUAGAAUGGGAAAUCAAAUUGCGGGUGCUGCUCUUCAGGCUCCUUUCGUUGAUCCUAUGUAUCUUCAGUACUUGAGAACUUCUGAUUAUGCUGCAGCUCAACUUGCUGCUCUGAAUGACCCCUCCAUGGACAGGAACUACAUGGGUAAUUCUUACAUGAAUUUACUUGAGCUGCAAAAAGCCUAUCUUGGGGCUAUGCUCUCACCUCAGAAGUCACAGUACAAUGUUCCUCUGGGUAAUAAAUCCGGCGGCUCCAAUCAUCUUGGUUACUAUGCAAAUCCUGCAUUUGGUGUUGGUUUGUCUUAUCCAGGAAGUCCAAUGGCAAACUCAGUUGUAUCCACUUCUCCAGUUGGAUCUGGCAGUCCUGUGAGGCACAACGAGCUGAAUAUGCGGUUUGCUUCUGGGAUGAGGAAUUUAGCUGGGGGUGUCAUGGGACCAUGGCACCUAGAUGCUGGAGUCAACAUGGACGAAACCUUUGCUUCUUCCUUGUUAGAAGAGUUCAAAAGUAAUAAAACCAAGUGUUUUGAGCUUUCAGAGAUUUCUGGUCAUGUUGUUGAGUUCAGUGCGGAUCAAUAUGGGAGUCGAUUUAUCCAGCAAAAACUGGAACAAGCAACUACAGAAGAAAAAAACAUGGUUUAUCAGGAAAUUAUGCCUCAUGCUCUGGCUUUGAUGACUGAUGUCUUUGGUAAUUAUGUGGUUCAGAAGUUUUUUGAGCAUGGACUUGCACCUCAGAGAAGAGAAUUAGCUAACAAGCUUUUUGGCCACGUUCUGACCCUUAGCCUUCAAAUGUAUGGUUGUCGGGUGAUCCAAAAGGCCAUAGAAGUUGUUGAUCUGGAUCAGAAGAUAAAAAUGGUUCAAGAGCUUGAUGGUAAUGUUAUGCGCUGUGUUCGUGAUCAGAAUGGAAACCAUGUCAUUCAGAAGUGUAUAGAAUAUGUCCCCGAAGAUGCAAUUCACUUCAUUGUCUCGACCUUUUUUGAUCAAGUUGUGACACUUUCAACCCAUCCAUAUGGUUGCCGGGUUAUACAGAGAGUACUGGAGCACUGCAAAGAUGCUAAGACACAACAAAAAGUUAUGGAUGAGAUUUUGAGAGCUGUUAGCAUGUUAGCUCAGGAUCAGUAUGGCAAUUACGUUGUUCAGCAUGUGCUAGAACAUGGGAAGCCUCAUGAGCGUUCAGCGAUUAUAAAGGAAUUAGCUGGCAAGAUAGUUCAAAUGAGUCAACAGAAGUUUGCCUCCAACGUCGUUGAGAAGUGUUUGACAUUUGGAGAUUCUUCUGAACGCCAGUUACUAGUGAAUGAGAUGCUUGGCUCCACGGAUGAAAAUGAGCCCCUUCAGGCGAUGAUGAAAGAUCAAUUUGCAAAUUAUGUUGUACAAAAGGUGCUGGAGACUUGUGAUGACCAGCAACGUGAGCUGAUUCUUUCGCGAAUCAAGGUUCAUUUGAAUGCUUUGAAGAAGUACACUUAUGGAAAGCAUAUUGUUGCACGUGUAGAGAAACUAGUUGCUGCUGGAGAAAGGAGGAUUGCUGCUCAGUCUCCUCAUCCUCCUUAGGGCGCAUAUAAAGAGAAGGUUGUUUGUACAGCUAACUGGGGCGAGUGUGGGCUUUUCCUGCAUCUAGAAGAGGUGAUGAAAAACCUAUCUUCUGUUGAGAUAGGCAAUAAAGUUGUCAGUUGUAAUGAAGAACUGUACAUUUUGUAGUGUUAAGUUUAUACGUAUAAAUUAAGCGGAAUGGGUUCCAGAUGCCUGAACACAGCUGAUGCGCCUGCAGAGUAGAUCAAAUAACUAUACGAAGGACUUUUAAGGUUGUAGAGAUUAUAAAGAUGCUGAGCUAGGUUUUUUAAGUUGACGUGACUGUACAAAAAUGUUGCCUUGUGGAGAGCUGUUCAUGUUUAGGCCCAUUAAUUGAGGAAGGAUUUUUCUUGUUAUGCUU
Neltuma alba is the source of this 4094-nucleotide messenger RNA. RefSeq names its product pumilio homolog 2. The transcript is spliced from 9 exons. NCBI's taxonomy places the organism in Eukaryota, Viridiplantae, Streptophyta, Magnoliopsida, Fabales, Fabaceae. Gene Ontology annotation, biological process: post-transcriptional regulation of gene expression. Gene Ontology annotation, cellular component: cytoplasm. Bases 563 to 3715 code for a protein of 1050 amino acids. The record is from RefSeq and is a predicted model, not a curated record. Gene Ontology annotation, molecular function: mRNA binding.